AAGAGCGGGGCUCCGUUUACGCCUUCAACGCAGGUUAGGGCCUACUUGAAACUCGCAACAUGUAUAAAGUACUGCGAAAAAGCCAGGAGAAAUGUCAGAAAAGUGUCUCAAGCUUUCAAAAGUUUGUCUUUCUGCUAGCUGCAGUGAUGUCAACAGUGUUUCGUGUUUGUUGUUUUCAGCAACUCAGCCUGAUCGUUGUAGGAACAGGGUUUCUAUUUUCGUUCGUGUUUCACUGGGGCACCGUUGAACCUGCGUCUUCAGUAGGGACUCGCAGAGAGGAGCAGGAGCAAGAAUCAAUGGACGAGCAGUCUUCUGAACAAAGUCUCUGUGUUGACAUAGUGGAAAGAGAAGCAGUGCUACACAAAGCCAAAACAUGGCGGCAGUGGUUCAAAGAUCCUCGUUUUUACGCGAUGGGUGUUGUUUACACGUGUACACGUAUCACAGUAAAUGUUUCCCAAUCGUAUUUUCCAUUUUAUCUGACGGAGACGCUUCACUUUCAGAAGGAGGCCAUUGCAUAUUUCCCCCUAGUCAUACUGAUCAGCGGUGCUUUUGCAAGUGUCAUUGUCAAGAAAAUCAGCAAGAGCCUGGGUACCAAGUGGACCUUUUGUAUAGCCUGCAUAGUUGUCCUUGGUGCAUGCGCGUGGUUCUAUGUUCAGACUGUUUCUGGUCGUGAUGGUGUGUACGCGGCCGCGUUCAUUAUGGGCUGCGGUAAUUCUGUCAUGCUCGUGACUGUGUUGUCCAUGACCGCUGACAUGAUUGGAAUCGACAAGGCCUCUGGAGGUUUCGUUUACUCUGCUAUGGGUUUCUUGGAUAAAGGAUUCGUCGGAGUGGUUGUCCUUAUCAUACAAACGUUCUACCCCGAUAGCCCUGAAGGAGUGAUGUGCGAGGAGUGUAACAGUUAUGUACGUCUCGUAUUUACCUUGGCACCUGGGAUAUCAAUGUGA
Orbicella faveolata is the source of this 944-nucleotide messenger RNA. Its product is annotated as major facilitator superfamily domain-containing protein 12-like. Gene Ontology annotation, molecular function: symporter activity. NCBI's taxonomy places the organism in Eukaryota, Metazoa, Cnidaria, Anthozoa, Scleractinia, Merulinidae. Gene Ontology annotation, biological process: carbohydrate transport. Gene Ontology annotation, cellular component: plasma membrane. The record is from RefSeq and is a predicted model, not a curated record.